Messenger RNA from Dendronephthya gigantea, 2448 nucleotides. Its product is annotated as cell wall protein RBR3-like. Lineage: Eukaryota; Metazoa; Cnidaria; Anthozoa; Malacalcyonacea; Nephtheidae. Gene Ontology annotation, cellular component: extracellular matrix. Bases 65 to 1930 code for a protein of 621 amino acids. The record is from RefSeq and is a predicted model, not a curated record. The transcript is spliced from 3 exons. Gene Ontology annotation, biological process: cell adhesion.
AGUGCAUGAAGUGUCCAAUUGUAACCUCUCUCUCUUAAAGUCAAGCAUUCUGCAAUUUAAAAAUAUGGCCAUCAAAUAUGCUUUGUGGUCCAUCAUUGUUUACCUCGUCUGUACUGUACCGUCUGCUAAGGCAAUCAACUGCAAAGGCUCGGCAAAAUAUACGUUGACUUUUAAAGGAGAAUGGUCCAGCUCGUCUCAUCCAAAAGACUUUCCUUCGAAUCCACAUUUCUCAUCUCUUGUUGGCUGUAGUCAUAAUGCUUCCUACGUGAUGUGGAGACCAGGGGAAAAAGCAAGUACGGGAGUGAAAAACGUCGCAGAAACUGGUAGUUACUCUGAAUUAAACAAGGAGAUGGACAAUCAAAUAUCGUCGAAGAAAGCUCACAUUAGAUACCGUGGUGCGGGAAUCAGUCCUGGUACAGCAAGUCGAAUAAUCACUAACAUCGAAGUCACCUCAGAUUAUCCUCUUGUGUCCUUCAUUACCAUGAUAGCCCCCUCACCUGAUUGGUUCGUUGGUGUUCGCGACUUUGACCUAUGCAACACAACAUCCGGGGAAUGGUUGGACUCGAGAACACGUGAUCUUCCACCGUACGAUUCGGGAACUGACAGUGGGCUCAACUUUAAAAGUUCCAAUGACCCAACCAUACCUCCAGAAAAUAUUCAUCUUCUUACGAACGACACAGAGGGCUCGUUCAAAGGCGAUAAACCCGUACAGAAGUUUGGAACGUUCACUUUUGUAAAGACUUCAGAAGACGCAGGGGUAACCACGACAUCUGCUGCAACGUCUACAGCCUCUCCGACAAAAGCCUUAUCAACAACUCCUCCGAAGGAAGCCAAGGCUAAGUCGUGCAAAGGCUGGGCGGAAUAUACGUUAACCUUCAAAGGAGAAUGGUCAAGUGCUUCUCAUCCAAAAGACUUCCCGUCCAACCCUCAUUUCUCAUCUCUUGUUGGCUGUAGUCAUAAUGCUUCCUACGUGAUGUGGAGACCAGGGGAAAAAGCAAGUACGGGAGUGAAAAACGUCGCAGAAACAGGUAGUUACUCUGAAUUAAACAAGGAGAUGGACAAUCAAAUAUCGUCGAAGAAAGCUCACAUUAGAUACCGUGGUGCGGGAAUCAGUCCUGGUACAGCAAGUCGAAUAAUCACUAACAUCGAAGUCACCUCAGAUUAUCCUCUUGUGUCCUUCAUUACCAUGAUAGCCCCCUCACCUGAUUGGUUCGUUGGUGUUCGCGACUUCGACCUAUGCAACACAACAUCCGGGGAAUGGCUGGACUCGAGAGCACGUGAUCUUCCACCGUACGAUUCGGGAACUGACAGUGGGCUUAACUUUAAAAGCUCCAAUGACCCAACCAUACCUCCAGAAAAUAUUCAUCUUCUUACGAACGACACAGAAGGCUCUUUCAAGGGCGAUAAACCCGUACAGAAGUUCGGAACUUUCACCUUUAAGAAGACCUUUGAUUCAAACCCGAUAAAAAAGUCCUCUUCAUCUGAAGUCCUGCAGCCAAGCAAAAGCCAAUAUCAGCCAAAUAUGCCUGUGAAAAGUUCAGACAUCGCUAUUUCACACGAUGUCAUGACAAGCUCUACACCGCUACUACCCGUAGAAAAUAUCCGAAGUACAAAACAAUAUGUUCAAACUCUAGAUCUGACACUGAAUCCAACGUCAACUUCAACGAUUAUCGCUAUGAAAAGUUCAAGCAUGAAGAUUUAUUCCAAUACCAAAGACAGAAGGAGCUCCUCGCAACAAGCAGACAUGGAACACGCACCCAGUGCAAAAACUACGGGUCCAGCACAAAUGCUGAACCAAACAGCGACGAUUACCGCGACAUUCAGCUCCCAGAUAACUCCAACGUUUAGCACCACAAGUGGAACAUCUUCAGUGGAACAAUUCAGUUUUAUCUAUAUCGUUUUUUCUCUCUUUGUAAACCUGUUGUUGUAACUGCGAGAAUUAGUAUAUAACGUAGCAGUUGGUAGCUAAAAUGAUUGACAAAGUUUAGUUGUAGCCUUUUGCAGUAUCUGCAGCAAUGGCCAAGAUCAAUAUUUAGUUUUGUUCUGGUCUGGCCAAGCGGUCUUUGCAAAUGUCAAGAAACCACUUAAUUGCCGCUCUUUUACGAACUUUUGGAAAUAUGCCAGGUUGUGGCUUAUAAGGCCAAUAAAAAUACAAACUUUAUAAGUGUUCUAUGUACAUGCAAUUUCCAAUUCCACUCCUAAAAUUUUGGCUACCAACAUCACUUAUAUAGCUGUACUGUAUAUAUACUAGAUACUUAUAUGGGGAUCACGUUUCCAACUUGCGAAAAUUUAAAUAUAAUUUUUCUUUUUAUACGGGUAUACUCGAUUUUUAUCCAUUUGGAUAUAGCCUAAACGUCAUAAACGGUUAGACUCUAGUGACAAAAUGUCAGCGAAUUCACAUAUAGGUGUAGGAUUUUUGUCAGCAUUGGGCAAUGAAUGAGAAAAUAU